Molecule: messenger RNA, 3766 nt
Organism: Porites evermanni
Lineage: Eukaryota; Metazoa; Cnidaria; Anthozoa; Scleractinia; Poritidae
Source: the annotation of a GenBank genome assembly
UAAUGUUUUCCAGACAGAGUGAGUUAUUGUCGUUCAGCUCCGUUCCAUUCCGCUUUCGGCGAAAGAUUUCAGGUCAGUUUAUAAAACAGAACAUAAACUGAUAGAUUUUCAAAAGUUUUUACUGUACAUCAAGCAUUGAGGGGGUUUUUCCAGAACAUUCUUCCAUGGUCUCUAUGGCUCUUUGGCACAUUGUUAUCUUUGUCGUGAUGUCAAUAGUGGUAGUUACAGUGUCGAGUCUUGGUGAGUUGACGUUCUUUAACGGUUUUGUUAUAAAUGAACUCAAAAUAUCCUUCUUAAAUUCAAACGUUCUUGAUUUCCGGGUAACUAUUCAUAGAAAAGACCCUAAACAUUAGAAAAAGGUGUUGAACGGGAUUACAAACCUUAUUACAUGAAAUUUUCGCGACUUGUUUACUUCGCGAUUUUGAUGUGCGCAUAUUUAAAUUUUACGAUUUUGUAAAAAUUUUAUAUUUUGAAUCACUUUAAUUUCGCGUUUUUGACUACCACGAUUUACAUUUCAUUGGCAAUGUUAUGUAACAUGUCCUUGAAUUAAAUAAAACGACUUUAUCAAAGAAACAAUAACGUCAAACUUAAGAAAAACGCAACAGCUGGACUUAGGGCCUGUUUACAUGGAGUGGGGGACCCCGGUCUAGUGGGGUUGGUUUCUUUUGUUUUCACGCUCUGGGGAACACGAAACAAAAGAAACCUACCCCACUAAACCGGGGUCCCCCACUCCAUGUAAACAGGGUCUAAAUGUCAACAGUAACAACAAAUCCGUUCUCACAAUGCCCACAAGCAGUUCAUGCUUGCACAUGAAUUAUUGUUCUUGAGUAAAUUGACCACAACAUCCAUGGUAGUCACUUAAUUUUCGCGUCAUGUUAUUUUCGCGAUUUUUUUCUUGUAUCGCGAAAUUCGCGAAAAUUUCAUGUAAUAAGGUACUGUUUACAUAUAGGCUUUUGUACAUUUACGUUAGCAUUUUUUUCGAGCAUUUUAGUGAGGCAAAAGCAUUGAUUGAGCCUUAUUCGAGCAUUUUAGUGCAUUUUUUCAGGAGCCCAUGGGCUGUUAUUAGUUAUUUGUUGUUAUACUAAGGAUAGUCAACUACUUUCUGUACUUUCCUCAAUUUUGAUUUUGAGGAUUAUGUUUUUUGGCUGUAUUUAUGAACUUGUAUAUGUUGUAGUUGUUACUUGCAACACUUGCACGUUUUUGCCAGUGUAACUUUGAAAUUAAUUUUAAAAAACCAUUUGUAUAAUGAGCAUUAUCCGAGCAUUUGAGUGACUUUUUUGGGGGGAGACCGAGCGUUUUAGUGGGGCAAAUGGAGCAUUAAGGUGGAGCAUUUUAGCGGGGAAACAACGGUCAUAAUGAACAAAAGCCUAUUUACAGAAAGAGCUAUUUUACACCAUUCAAAAUGGAAGGAAGGUGCUGUUCAUUGAUUUUUGCUAAGCCACUAUACAGUAACUACUUUUUAUUUAACAUAAAGUCCUUUGCCUUCAUUUAAUAAUCCGCCUUCUUUAUCUCAUUUCCAAGGCACACUGAGCAGACUUUGAACAGCUAACCUCGGAGUCCUUAUUACUUGGAAUAAGAAAUGAGAUCUUGGCCAGUGUCGACCGAAUAUAAAAAAACUCUGAACGUUUCUCAGUUCUACGCACUGAAUUUAUAAGCAGCCAGAAGAUAAUCACAUAGAGAUCGAUUCUAAUCUAAACUGAAGCGGAUUAAGCUUAAGUCAUUCUACCUUCAAGGUUCAUGCCAUAUUAUGCUUUUCAAAUGUAUACUGUUAAUGACGAAGUGAUUUUAAAGAAUAAGGUCAUUAUUGGUCCUGAAACACAUUGUUUGAAUAGACUGUUGCCGCAGUAAAAUAUAAAGAUUAAAUAAUUUUAUUUUAAAUAGUACUUUCAGUGAAUUUGUCUUUUCCUAUCAGCAAAUGUUUUUAAUUUUUUAGUUGCUUUUUCUUCCCGAGUAAAUUAUUAAUGAGACAUUUUUGCUGAAUAUUGUGGGAUAAAGUCUUACUUUGACGUCUGAACACAUGUUUUUUCAGAUUCGACUGCUUUGCCUUCUCGUCGUGAACCAAAAAGAAGUAGAAAAAACCCCGAUACUCUCAGAAAAAAGAAUUAAAGCAGGAUUACCAAAAUUGUCGUGACUGCUCACAACUUGAACGGGAAAUUCUCUUAUCGGGUCCUAAAGACUUAAUUGAAGCACAUUAGCAUUUAAAUAAGUCUGUUAAAAUACUAACGGAUGGGUAAUCUGGCAGGUUGUCGAAUAUAUAAAUGAUAACAACUCAGUAAAGAGAGAAGGACCACCCUGUUGGUCAGUGGCCGGGGUAGUGAAAUGUAAUUGUUUGGUUCAUCGACUGAUCUGAAAGUUAGUAAUCAUUGACUGACGCUGAGUAUGAUCUGAAGAAUUGUAUUAUGUCCCUUUUACUGGCAAUAGCCUGUACUAUGACGCCAUUUUGCGCAUAUUGCAAGCGUCUUCCAAAUUUGGUUAACGCAAGCUGGUUAUGAACAAUUAGCCGAGGGAUUUGAGCAAAUCAGAGACGGAGAAAUAUUUUGAAUAAGUAUUUAUAAGGUGAAUUAGCCGUCAUAAGGAUAUAAAAUUAAUAAACGGGAUCUGCAGAAAGACAAGGCUUAGCUAUUGUUAAAAUUGAUCAAUCAAAAGACAUCCCGCAGAAUUUUGCAGGCUGGCUUCUGAUUGGCCAAUGUUAAAGAUUGCAUAUAUUUAUUAGCGUGAAAGCGAGAAGCUAUUUUAGUAAACAAAGGUGGCGGGCAAUGCAAGAUUGAAAAUGAUUGCUUGCUCGGCCUUGAGGAGAAAAUCUUCAUGCAUAAAUCACUCAGUAAACAUCAUGACGUCAUGUACAAGAAACUAAGCCCGUGCGCCCAGUCGUCGGGUGAGGAGUACCGCGGGCGCACCGAGACAGACAAGGCGGGAGACUAUACUGAACCUACAAUGCUUAGCUUUUCAUUUCUCUCUCUUCUUCAGAAAAGUUCACUGUUCUGGUAUCGAUAAAACCAGGAGGAACGGAUGAAGAGUUUGUAAGCUCUGUUAUGUCAGGAGGCUCGGAAGGAUCUGUUGUGGCAGAGUACGAGAUUGAAGUUUAUAAGAAAGGAGCCAAAGCAAACCAAUUAAAUGGCGAAAAGAACCCGCCUGCAAAAGCAGGCGUAGUGAUUUUCGGAGCACUACUUAUGGGAAUGGUAAUUUUAGCCUUUAUAUUAAAGGUAAGCAAUGUAUACCAAACCACACAAAAAACAAACAAGCAAACAAAGAGUUGAUAAACGGCAUGAAAGCGAAUUUUUAGAAACAGAAUAGACCACUUCCACUUUUCCCAAUGGAAAUGUGAAAGUGGAGAAAUUUAAAUCGGUUAACAUUUUUUCCUCAUCUGGUGCACUGAAGUGUUUUAACGGUGUUAAAAACGUCAGUUGACUAACUCCAAGACAAUCAGGACGACGUUGUGGGGUGUUUAGAGAAAUCGGUUUGUUUGUUUGCUUGUUUUUUUUUUUUUUCGUUUAACGUUUGGUCAGCACUAUUUGACAUUCUAUAACUCUUAAUAUAGAUUCUUCACCAGACCUGGGUGCGCAAACGAAAUUCCCCUGAGGAACCUUUGAGGCUUACCUGAGGAAAAAAUCGAGGAAAAUAGUCUGUUUCUUUGGCGUCUCAAGAACAGAACAACAUCGCAAGUGCUAUGGUACUCAUAUUUAACACCGAAUAUGACAGUAAACUGUGAGGAUAUAUGAGAAUACAAUUUCAAUACAGUGGAACCCCGUUAAUACGGUCACCAAAA